Molecule: messenger RNA, 2949 nt
Organism: Marasmius oreades (fairy-ring Marasmius)
Lineage: Eukaryota; Fungi; Basidiomycota; Agaricomycetes; Agaricales; Marasmiaceae
Exons: 4
Coding region: 22-2754 (910 amino acids)
Source: RefSeq, a predicted model, not a curated record
ACGGCCUCUCACCUCACCUCAAUGUCAUGGCGGUCCAAGUUCAACGCUGAAGAGGUUCAGAAACUACUUGACGAAUUUGGUACCUCCGCCACACUCUGCAACAUUCUAGACAAGACCUUCGUUGACCCAGUUUGGACACCCCGAGAGAACUAUGUCGAUGACGAUGAAGUCACAAGGGAGCAGGAAAUCCGCAAACACGUCCUGUCGUUGAAUAUUCCCGAUUUAAUCAUUGUUGGAGAGCCUCCGAUGCUUCUGCAUCGUCUAGGGACUUUUUAUUCCGACAGGGCCCUAAAAUCACGUCUGGAUAGCGUUUUUGGGGGAAAUCAUACGUGCGGCUCAUUUGCAUCAAAUUUGUAUUUGUACUUACAGUUCUUCAGAUUUCUGCUUAAUAGCUCUGGAACGGGGAAGACAAGGAUCCUAUUUGAAGGCCUUUGUCAACAUUGGGGCCUCUAUCUCACAUCCAGGGUAGAUUCCUCUGAACUUGGAUGGAGGGAUUUACAAACUGCCCUCCAUUACCGGGGUGAAAUCACUGAACAGAAAGGCUUUACUCGCUAUUUCUUCGAGGAACCCUCCUCCUCUGAAGAUGGACACCCGUCACCCAGCGGCGAGGAACCAAUCUCCAAUGUGACCGAGGCCAACUUCAAUCUCAAUCUCGCGCUCGCCCAGCGUUUUCUCAGUGCUCUUCUUCUAUCUCAUCUCCUCCUCCUUAAACGAUAUUUGGAAACAGUGGCAGCUCGUGGGUAUCACAAUGAAUUUCACAAGAAGACUUGGCUCAAAUUGCAACUUCAUUUCUACGACAUAAAUAUAUCCUAUCGAGACAUCACCAAAGCGUUGCUUUCUUUACUUCCAGAGGAUAACGAUAUCGACCGCGCCAUAUCCGAUACGAUAUCUGAAAUCUUCGACAUACCCGAAGUCACAGGCCCCAUGUACGUUACUCUCGACGAGGCGAAUUUUGCCUCGCAUCAAUUGGAGGAUUGCUUCCGGGAUAGGGAAGGGCGACGACAUUCUGCACUGAAGGCUGUCUUAGAGACCUGGAAGCGGCACCUCAUACCCCCCAAGUUUGUGCUCGUUGUUGCGGGCACCGAGAUUCCACGCGCCGAUUUUACUGGAUCCGGGUGGUCUGAUUGGGUCUGGAGGUCCAGUACGGGUGCAUUUGACGACAGGGAGAUCCAGAGGCAGUACGCCUUAUCUCUUCUUCCUCCCAACCUUCCUUCCUCCCCGACAGGACAACGCCUGCUUGAAAGGAUAUGGAAAUGGACCCGUGGACGACAUCGGUGUACAGCCUCCUUCUUGUCUGUUCUUCUCGAAGAACGAUUCGUGCUGCCACACGUGCAUCUGAACCGUUUCAUCGAUUGCCUUAGUGGUGGUUACCAGCCUAAAGACCUUGAGGGAGAGGACAAAGGUUCGCUAGGCGGAUUCAUGAGCGAGCCUUCAUUCGACAUAGUGAACUUCGAUGUAUUGGAUUCAAAUAGGCGGCUCGCAUCGUGCCUGCAUGCGAGCUUGGUGUCCAUCCUCCUGCAGUCCACAGAACGUUUAUACUUCUCUGGCGAAGACGUCGCCCUCGUGAACCAUACGUUUGGGCGUUUCAUCGAUACCCGGUGCGAUUGCAUUGUAAUCGAUGAACCGUUUCUACUUGCUGGAGCUGCCAUGUGGUUUUGUGAUGAAGACCAUUCCCUCGUUGAGUUUCGGUACUUCAAGGAGAAAGUCCUCGAACCUGGGAUCUCCCCGCAACAUGCCGCCGGAUUCGCAGCACUCUGCUUGGCUGCUGCUUUCGAUUCGGAAGAGGGCCGCCCGCUUGGGGAAGUGUUCAGCUUUCCGAAUGUUCCCAAGAAACUGAAGGGGCUGAAAAAGGUUGAGGCGACCAUUGUGACGUGCAGGGUUUCGAGAAAAAAGGCGAAGGAUACGGUGUUACGGUUUUCGGAGGAUCCCUGUCAGAAAAUCGUUUCUUGGUGUCAUUCGGCACGAGAUGCGAUUGGCUGGAUGAAGGACCCUGCAACGCCCUUUUGCAUCUACGCUCCAGAGAACGAGACGGCGACUCUUAUAUUUGUCGUGAAGACCGCUACCGGGGAACGGUUUUGGGUCUUUCUACGGGUGCUUAUACCCUCACAUGACGAUACCGAAUCUCUCGCUCGAGCGCAGGACCUCGCGCUUUCGAGCCAUCCGGACAGGGUUUUCAACCAUGCGAUCUCUCCAUCCGAAACUACUAAGGUUCUCGAAUCUCUUCCCGACCUCUCCUCUCACAUCGGCCAAUCUGGCGUCCUGACAGUCGUCGUAUCCUUUACUGAGGACCUGGACCUUUCGAAAAUCAGUACUGGCAAAGCUUCCGGAACAUCCACUCUCAACCUCACCACGAUCGCUUCGAGUACGAAAGCUUAUGCUCGGAAUAAAAUGGUGAUGAAAAGCAUUGUUGAUGCUAUCGUUACGAACGCCGUAGCUAACGAUGCGCCUCCGAGGCCUCCUGAACGAACAGGCGCGGCCGCUCAACCCGCUCCUGAGAGCAAACCCGUUUCCAAAAACGAACCUAAACCUGGUGCAUCUCGCGUAACGAAGAGAAAAGUGGAGGUGGAGGUUUCUGUUCAGGUGGAGGAGGAAGGGAGUUCCGAAGAUGAAAGGAAAUCGAGAAAGAAGGGAAAGGGAAAGGAGAAGGCUGAGGGGCCAGCACCCUCAUCUUCGAAAUCUAACAAGAAACCGCAAACUUCAGCGGGUGGUACGCGAAGGUCCGCUCGGUUGGCGGCUAAAGCGUGUAACGUGUAGAGAACCGUUGUUCUCUCCCCCCCGUUUUUUCGUGAUAUUUGUUAUCAAAAUCAAAAUCGUUUCAUCGCAUUGCUAUUUGCUUCCAUGGAUCCGUACUUUCGAGCUUGACAUUUAUUGUUGUACUCUAUCUAUAGUCAUCAUAUACUUCGGAUAUCUUUGUACUGUAUUAGAAGCCAAUCAUAGCUUUGACAAGAC